Messenger RNA from Pterocles gutturalis (yellow-throated sandgrouse), 1614 nucleotides. It is a transcript of the gene PTDSS2, whose product is annotated as phosphatidylserine synthase 2. The transcript is spliced from 11 exons. Gene Ontology annotation, biological process: phosphatidylserine biosynthetic process. The annotation marks the transcript as partial. The record is from RefSeq and is a predicted model, not a curated record. NCBI's taxonomy places the organism in Eukaryota, Metazoa, Chordata, Aves, Pterocliformes, Pteroclidae. Gene Ontology annotation, molecular function: L-serine-phosphatidylethanolamine phosphatidyltransferase activity.
GAGAGCUCAUACCUUGACAGUCCUGUUCAUCCUCACGUGUGCGCUGGGCUACGUGACCUUGCUUGAGGAAACACCACAAGACACAGCCUACAAUACAAAGAGAGGUAUUGUUGCCAGUAUUUUGGUUUUCUUAUGUUUUGGAGUUACACAAGCUAAAGAUGGACCAUUUUCAAGACCUCAUCCAGCUUACUGGAGGUUUUGGCUGUGUGUCAGCGUUGUGUAUGAGCUCUUCCUCAUCUUUAUACUUUUUCAGACUGUCCAGGAUGGCAGGCAGUUCAUGAAGUACAUUGAUCCACAUUUAGGUGUUCCCCUGCCAGAAAGAGACUAUGGCGGCAACUGCCUUAUUUACGAUCCCGGCAAUGAAACGGAUCCAUUUCACAACAUCUGGGACAAACUGGAUGGCUUUGUUCCUGCUCAUUUUUUUGGCUGGUACCUGAAGACCUUGAUGAUUCGAGACUGGUGGAUGUGUAUGAUCAUCAGUGUAAUGUUUGAGUUCCUGGAGUACAGCCUAGAACACCAGCUUCCAAACUUCAGUGAAUGUUGGUGGGAUCACUGGAUAAUGGAUGUGAUCUUAUGUAACGGAUUAGGAAUUUACUGUGGGAUGAAGACUCUGUCUUGGCUUUCUUUGAAGACGUACAAAUGGCAAGGACUUUGGAACAUUCCGACAUACAAAGGCAAAAUGAAGAGAAUUGUCUUCCAGUUCACCCCGUAUAGCUGGGUCAAAUUCGAGUGGAAGCCAGCAUCCAGCUUACGCAGAUGGCUAGCAGUUUGUGGCAUAAUCUUUGUAUUUUUAUUGGCAGAGCUGAACACAUUUUACUUGAAGUUUGUCCUUUGGAUGCCACCAGAACACUACUUGGUCCUGUUACGACUUGUCUUUUUUGUCAAUGUGGGAGGUGUGGCUAUGAGGGAGAUCUACGACUUCAUGGAUGACCCGAAGUUCCAUAAAAAAUUAGGUCAGCAGGCAUGGCUGGUUGCGGCUAUUACUGCCACGGAGUUUCUGAUUGUCGUGAAGUAUGAUCCCCAUACGCUCACGCUUUCUCUUCCUUUCUACAUCACCCAGUGCUGGAUCCUGGGGAUCAUACUGGUGCUCACCUGGACAGCCUGGCGGUUCUUCAUCCGCGACAUCACUUUGCGGUAUAAGGAGAUCAGGCGGCAGAAGCAGGAGCACAAAUAUGAAAAGGACAAAUGCUUGAGCAACGGGGAUAGACACUCGCCAGUACUGGAUGAACAAAACGGGAACAAACCGAGGGAGAGGAAACUCUGAGCAACAGACAACAGGCUAAAGGAACUCGUGGUGCUCAAGCUGGCCUGGUGUGGACAGUUUCAACCUUAUCCUACCUAACGUGUAAUUGUCGUUGUUAGCUUUCCAGCGUGUGAAAAUCCCCUCGGGGGAAAGAUGUCAUCUUGAUGUACACACCUUUCUCCUCGUGUACACCUACUCGGAGUCGGAGAAAGUCUGUGUAGGGGGAAGUAGAACCAACACCGUCCCAGGGAGAUGGGAUCUUCAUCCAGACGUGUUGUGUGUCUUCCUCAAAAACAAGGGUUGGAGACGAGGGGCUUUAAAGCAAAGCGCAAAGGGAACCUAGCUGAUCUAUUUCCAGUAAACUGUGAGAU